Messenger RNA from Danaus plexippus (monarch butterfly), 3007 nucleotides. RefSeq lists its product as uncharacterized. Gene Ontology annotation, biological process: protein modification process. NCBI's taxonomy places the organism in Eukaryota, Metazoa, Arthropoda, Insecta, Lepidoptera, Nymphalidae. The transcript is spliced from 9 exons. Gene Ontology annotation, molecular function: protein-L-isoaspartate (D-aspartate) O-methyltransferase activity. The coding region runs from base 382 to 2337 and encodes 651 amino acids. The record is from RefSeq and is a predicted model, not a curated record. Gene Ontology annotation, cellular component: cytoplasm.
CAAUCACUCCAUUUUUUUGUCUCUGUGGUUUUUAUCGAUAGGUUUAUCAUAUAGCUCUUGGACAUAUUCUUAGCUCUUUGAUAUCAAUGUUACCAAGCAAUUUUCGAUUAUAGCUAUAAUAGAUAUAAAACUGUUCCAGAAAUGUGAAUAUAACUUAUAAGUAUAGUUCUGAAUAUCGAAACGUGUUCGAUUAACUAGUAUCGUUGCUAAAUGAGUUGUAGAUCAUAAAGUUAGAUAUUUAGUUCAUAGGCAUAAUAUUUUAGUUUUAAAAAUGGUGACUGCUGAUAUGCAAUGUUGAAAAACAACUGUGACGUCAUGAAAUCUAUUUGUUAAGAUCAGUGUUAUAUAGCUGUUAGGUCUGUUGCAAAGAAAUCGAGCAAUAUGGGUGGUGCAGUUAGCUCCGGUCGAGAUAACAAUGAACUUAUAGAUAAUUUGAUGAGCGGUAACUAUAUCCGCACCAGGCAAAUAGAGAUGGUGUUUCGAGCACUGGACAGGGCCGACUACAUGACACCAGAGGCUCGGGAUCAAGCCUACAAGGAUUUGGCUUGGAAAAAUGGGCCCUUGCAUCUAUCUUCGCCUUGUAUUUAUAGUGAGGUGAUGGAGGGGUUAGAGCUGAGACCGGGCUUGUCCUUCUUGAACAUUGGUUCGGGGACAGGCUACCUCAGUAGCUUGGUGGGCUUGAUCCUCGGCACUUCGGGAAUCAGUCACGGUGUGGAGGUCCAUCCCGCUGUUGUGGAGUACGCCACCAAGAAGAUUGGACAGUUCAUUGAAAACUCACCAACCUUGGAUGAGUUUGAUUUCUGUGAGCCCAAGUACUACCAUGGGAACGGUCUAUGUUUGAGCCCACCCGCUGUUGGAUAUGAUCGUGUGUACUGCGGUGCCGCCUGUCCUGCUCAGUACGAGAUGUACUUUAAACAACUAAUAAAGGUGGGGGGGCUGCUGGUGAUGCCGCUCAACGACACCCUAGUCCAGGUGCGACGACUGGGUGAGAACGAGUGGGUGUCGCGAUGUUUGCUCAACGUGUCCUUCGCCACACUGAGGGUACCCACCGCCGAGGAAGCCACCCAGCUCGUCAAACUAGACGAGUUGCGGCCCGUGCGCCUCCAGCUACUGUCCCGCGCGGUGAUCCGGUCCGCGAUGCGUGGCGGAGUGCUGCGGCGACACCCCGAGCUCCGCCUGUCACCGCGCCCUCCUCCGCCGUCCGCCUGUCCACGACGCAUCUGCAUUCCAAUCGAGCCCGGCGGCUCCGUCGAGGGCCUGAACGUGCUCCACGACCUGGACAACGAGAGCGGAGCUAACGAAAUGAACGCGCUGCUGAGUCUCGUGAUCAGUAUGGGACAGAACAGGGUGGCCGGGGCGCUGCGGUUCGACCGCGUCGACUCCGGGACCGAUGACGACGAACACGACGAGGACGAUCAGGAUGGAGACGAGCCCGAGACGAACCAUGACGAGAACUCGGAAGAGUCUGCAGAGGGGGCUCCAGGGGAGAACGCGGCCGACGAGUCGAAGAACGUCGACUUACCCACCUCGGACUCCGACGACAAACCAAAUAUGAAAGGAGACACGAGCGACCUCGACGACUCCCCGCCGAGACCUCAUCGCAGGCCCACCAAGAGAUCGGAUAGUAGGCAGAGAGAGAGCCACAGUCACAGUCUGCGUCGCCGGCCGAGGCAGGGCUCGGACUCCAAGGACGAUUCCCCGCCCGACGACGCCAUGCCAGAUUUUUUGCGAAAGAGACGAGACGCUAAACCCUCGACCUCCACUUCACAGGGGUUAGGCUCCAUGGCCGACGUGCUGAAGAAUACCAAGGAAAUGACCAAGAAGGAGACCGUCCUCGACGACCACCAGAAAACGGACACCGUGACCGGACCCAGGCGCGACCUGCCCGGCGUGCCCUCGGUGGUGGAGAUCGACCUGGGGCAGACGUCGGACAUGGAGUGGGACUCGGAGAACGACGAGCUGGACGCCGCCGGGGACCGGCUGGGGAGGCCCGAGCACAGCGACGACGACACCCUCAAGAACAAGCCCAAGAGACAGAAGCUGGACAGCGGCAUCGGAGACACGCCCAGCAGCUCCUCGCCCGACAAGACCAAGAGCGACGACUCGGAGCGCUCCGACAGCCCCGUCGCCGGAGGGAGCAGUGCCGUGGACAGCCGCAGCUGGUCUCCGGGUCCCGAGGAGCGCGCCCACACGGAGCGCCGCAGACAGCGCGAGGCUCGCGGAGGAGACGCGCGCCGAGUGCGCCUCUCGCUGCUCAUGAAGCAGGCCGUGCGCGAGCUGCCGCUGCCGCACGCGCUCAAGAAGUACGUGAACCUGGGACGGUGCUUCGAAUUCUAAGCGCGGCCGCGGACUGACACCUGUAUCAUUAUGAUUUGUAUCGAGAGGACGGAAGUGUAUGGGAGUUGUCGAAGUCUGAACUUAACAUGGAGGAUCCCGACCGGACGUAGCUGUGACGUCACUCGCCACUCCUGUGACGAACACUAAACCACAAUCUGUACUGUCUUUUGCAUUAGGACUAAGUGUGAGCUAGGAGACUUCGAUGUAUUUCAUUCAUAGAGCCGACUGUAUGAAGCUAGUGUUCACUUAUCAUUAUUACUUAUGUUUUAAAUUGGGUCUGAGAAUAUGUAAGUCCAGUGUGAGGCGAGGAGCCUCGAGAGGAAACGCCAAAUAACGUUAUGUGUAAGAGUUAGAGAGUGUGGCGCUGUGCCGUAUCACUAGAGAGCGGCUGACGACAUCCGCUGGGACCUGCGGCAGCUGGGGCAUCGCCGAGGAAGAAUGACAGCGGGGCCCGGGGGACCGCAGCCCGCCGGACCCGCGCCGGGCUUGUGAUGUGUGUAACGGAAUGUUGGAAUGUUUUGUUGUAAAUAUGAGCGUCGUUAUUUGUUUUGUUACAUUGAUAUUGGCCCGAGCCGUGCGCCGCGCGCGGGGACGGCCCCGCAGGCCCCGCCGGGGACGCCGCCUCGCCCUUAUUAUUAAUAUUUGGAAUAAAAAAGUUAACUCCUGGAAA